AUGGAAAUGAAUGAACUUAAUUUACAUCUAUGUAUGGUACCAAUGGUUUGUUUAUUAAAACAUAUGGAAACAAAUGGAAUAAUUCCAAUAAAUGAUUGUGUAUCUGAAAUGCCACCAUGGAUGAUAUGUAUGUAUAAAAAAUUUAGUGAUCCACUUAUAACAUUUAAUAUAAAAUUAUUUCUUAUGCGUCUUAUUAUUCAUACACAUACAAUAUUUAAACCAUAUGCACGUUAUUGGUUAACAUCAAUAAUUCAUAUGUAUAAUCAAAUGUUUGACAAUUCAUCUGAAGCUUUAAAUACAUUUAUAAUUGAUACAAUUCUUAUAUUAUUAUCAUGGUAUAAACAAGCUAUACCAAGUGAACUUGAUUCUAUAGCUGUACAACGUCUUAUUGAAUAUUUAUUUUCAAAUUGUUCACAUCGUAAUGUUAUUGUUAUGAAAUCAAAUUUAGAUUUAAUUAAAAAAUUAAUUGAAUGUUGGAAAGAACGUAUACAUUCACCAACAGUUAUUCUAUAUAAAUCAAUAUCUGAACCAGAUUUAAAAUCAAAACAAAAUGCAAUUGGUCUUUCAUUAAUUGGAAUAUUAUUAGCUAAUGAUAUAUUACCAUAUUAUGUACCACCAACACCAACAGGAAAUCUUCCACCUGUAACAACUGGUUCUAUAUUAACAACUAUACCAACUGAUUUAACUGAAGAUAAAUUUAAUGAUACAAUAUUAAAAAAUAUGAAAAAUACUUAUAGAAAUAUAUAUGCUGCAGCAGCUGAAGUUAUUGGAAUGUUAUUAAAUGUUAAAAAACUUAAAAAUGAAACAAAUCAACGUUUAUUAGAACAAUUAAGUUUAAUAUUAAAAUGGCAUAAUAGUCAAGGUUUAUCAGAUACAUAUGUAACAUGUAUUUAUUCAGUACAAAAACAUUAUCCAUUAAUUGUUGAUAAAACUGUUAUGAAUAAAUUAGUAUUUGGUUUAAAAAAAAUGUAUGGAGAUAUUAAAGUUGAAUGUUUAGAAUCAUUAAUUGCUAAUAUAACUGAAUUUGAUUUGGCAUAUUUAGAAUUACGUGCAGCAGGAAUAUUAGAUAUUCUUAUUCACAAAGAUUUUGGUAUUCGUGGUGUUGCUUUACGUUUAUUAUUUAAACUAUUACCAAAAUUAACACAUGAACAAUUAUAUGAAAUAGCACAAAUAUUAUAUGUUGAUGGUCCAAAUGAAUGUCAAAUUUGGACACUUGAAAUAUAUAAAUGGAUGUAUGAUUAUAUAACAAAUUAUUUAACAAAAGAAAUGAAAACAUCUAUAACACCAUUAUCUGAAAUAUUUUAUCAUCAUGUACGUGAACAAUUACUUCAAUUAUUAUCGAGUAAAAAUGAAUAUAUACGUGUUAAUUGUCGAAAUUUUUGGUGUGAUUCAAAACGUUUAAGUACAUCAUCACAUCAUCGUCUUAUGGCAUUAGUUGAUCAAUUAUAUUCAAUAAAAACUGAAAAUGAAUAUUUAAAUUAUUGUACAAAUUUUCUUCUUGAACGUACAACACAUAAUCCUGAUUAUAAUCAUUUUAUAUUUGAAAAUCCACUUGAUAAAUGUUUAUUUCAAGAAUUUCCAUUAGCAUGUAAUUGGCGUCAACGUCAUCAUACAUAUAUGACACCUUUAUUUACAUUACAAUCACAAUCUAUGAU
Molecule: messenger RNA, 1655 nt
Organism: Rotaria sp. Silwood1
Lineage: Eukaryota; Metazoa; Rotifera; Eurotatoria; Philodinida; Philodinidae
Source: the annotation of a GenBank genome assembly